This is a messenger RNA of Mollisia scopiformis, 1528 nucleotides long. RefSeq names its product fructosyl amine:oxygen oxidoreductase-like protein. Bases 158 to 1480 code for a protein of 440 amino acids. NCBI's taxonomy places the organism in Eukaryota, Fungi, Ascomycota, Leotiomycetes, Helotiales, Mollisiaceae. The record is from RefSeq and is a predicted model, not a curated record. The transcript is spliced from 2 exons. Gene Ontology annotation, molecular function: flavin adenine dinucleotide binding; sarcosine oxidase activity; saccharopine oxidase activity.
CGAGCACCUGACACCGCGCUGUACCAAUGCUUAUUCUUCUUGUACUUAUAGAUCGUUCUGGACUUGGAUAUUCAUACAUCGUGUUUAUAUUUGUUCUGCUUUCCUCGAAAAUUAAAAAAAAACCCCCCCAAGUCCUCGUUCCACCUCCACACCAACCAUGCCCACCACCACCCCCUCACACGACUUCCCAAUUCUCAUAAUCGGCGCCGGAACCUGGGGCUGCUCGACAGCUCUACAUCUCGCCAGACGCGGCUAUAAGAACAUAACAGUCCUCGACCCCUACCCAGUCCCCUCCCCCAUCUCCGCCGGAAACGACAUAAACAAAAUCGUCGAACAAGGCUCCCUAUCCACCUCCCCCGACUCAAUCUCCUCAACGCUCCUCCACCACGCCACCCACGGCUGGACCACCGACCCGCUCUUCACACCCUACUACCACGACACGGGCUACAUAAUCUGCGCGCACACGCUCGACGGCCUGGCCCAACUAACGAAACGGGAAUCUCUCGACAACGACCCUGAUUUCGAAUGGCUUUCUUCGCCUGCCGAGUUUAGGGCUACGAUGCCGGAGGGGGUGCUUACUGGUGAGUUUCCGGGGUGGAAGGGGGGGUUUAAGAGGAGGGGUGCGGGGUGGGUGUUUGCGAGGGGGGCGUUGGUUGCUGCGUACAAGGAGAGCGAGAGGCUUGGUGUGAGGUUUGUUACUGGGGAGAACGGGGACGUGGUCAAACUGUUGAUAGAGGAUGGAGAUUGUGUGGGAGCCGUGACGAAAGAUGGGGCUGAGUGGAGGGCUGAGACUGUUAUUCUGGCGGCUGGUGCUAGUGCCCCGCAGUUGCUGGAUAUGAAAGACCAGUUGCGACCUACAGCGUGGACGCUGGCGCAUAUCAAGAUGUCGGCUGAGGAGUGCGAGUUGUACAAGAACUUGCCUGUUCUGUUUAAUAUUGAGAGUGGGUUCUUUAUGGAGCCCGAUGAGGAGAAGCAGGAGUUGAAGAUCUGUGACGAGCAUCCUGGGUAUUGUAACUGGGUUAUCUCGGAGGACGGGAAAAGAGAAAGUGUUCCGUUCGCCAAACAUCAGAUCCCAAAAGAGGCAGAGGACAGAGUAAGAGGGUUCUUGAAGGAUACGAUGCCGCAGCUUGCAGGAAGACCGUUCUCGUUUGCGAGGAUAUGUUGGUGUGCAGAUACGCCUGAUCGGGAGUUCUUGAUUGAUAGGCAUCCGGAACUUCGUUCGCUAGUUUUGGCAGUUGGAGGCUCAGGGCAUGGGUUUAUGCAUAUCACUUCAGUGGGAGCUUUUAUUGCUGACACAGUCGAGGGCAAGUUAGAUCCAAAGCUGAAGAAGGCUUUCAGGUGGAGGCCAGAGACUGCUGUUGAGAGAAACUGGGAGGAUGUACAAGGCAGGAGAGGAGGGCCAAAUACGAUGACGAAUUUUGGCGAGGUGAACAUGUGGACUGAGAUUGCCGAACAAGGCAGCACGACUUCAAAGUUGUGAGUUGAAAACAAUCUGGAUUUAUGAAAACACUAAAUCUAUCUGCUCGGC